Molecule: messenger RNA, 2672 nt
Organism: Boleophthalmus pectinirostris (great blue-spotted mudskipper)
Lineage: Eukaryota; Metazoa; Chordata; Actinopteri; Gobiiformes; Gobiidae
Product: trafficking protein particle complex subunit 11
Exons: 22
Source: RefSeq, a predicted model, not a curated record
GCAAAUCAGGUUAAGUUACAGGAGCUAGCGCUAGCUAGCGAUACGCUUUCUUGAGGAAUAUCGGCAAAAUAAUGUAGUAUGUAGUUCUAGGUUGUUGUUGAAAUUCAUUACAAGAACAGUCGAUUGGAUGGCGAAUAUUUUGAGCCUAUAACUCAAGGUGUAGGACUUGCAGAAGUGGAACCAUCAGGAUGGCAGGUUCUCAAUGGGAACUUCCCCCUGAGCUUUGCUGUCGGCCCAUGGCUUUUGUGGCACUCACAGGAUUGGAUGUUGUGUACAAUGCUGUCCAUAGAGCCAUAUGGGAUGCCUUCUGUGCUAACCGUAGAGCAGACAGAGUUCCAAUAUCUUUCAAAGUCCUCCCAGGAGACCAUGAGUAUCCUAAAUGUCGCACCAAGCGGACAUCAUAUGAAUGGUACAUACCCAAAGGCAUUUUAAAAACUGGUUGGAUGAACAAACACCUGAAUCUGGUGCCAGCUCUGGUUGUUCUUUUUUAUGAAUUGGACUGGGACGACCCUCAAUGGAAAGAAAAGCAAUCUGAAUGUGCAACUAAAGUGGAGAUUGUCAGAACCAGUCUUCAGGGGAGAAACACCAAAGUUGCUGUAGUCCUUAUUCAAAAGAAAACACCUUUGCCACCAGGGGAGGACCUUGUUGCAUCUGAGAGGGCAUCUGCUCUCUGCAAUGCUUGUGAUCUGUCAGGCAAAAGUUUGUUUGUACUGCCACACACGGAUCACCUGGUGGGCUACAUUAUUAGGUUGGAGAACGCCUUCUAUGAGCAUGCUCAGACAUAUUACUACACUGAGAUCCGUCGUGUCAAAUCUCACAAAGAGUUCCUUAACAAAACGACACAUCAGCUUUUGUUCGUCAGACAUCAAUUCAAAAUAGCCUUUUUCAGUGAACUAAAGCAGGACACACAAAAUGCUCUCAAAUACUAUAGAACAGCAUACAGUCUUAUCCAUGAGCUCAGAGCACAUGAGACCAAUAUGUUGGAAAUCAAAACAAUGGCUGGAUUUAUAAACUAUAAGAUCUGUCGCCUGUGUUUUCAACAUAACACUCCCCUUGAUGCUAUUGCACAAUUUAGGAAACAUAUUGACUUGUGUAAGAAGAAAAUAGGUAGUGCAGAGCUGGCCUUUGAACAUGCAGCAUGGAUGUCAAAACAGUUUCAGUCAUUUGGUGAAUUGUUUGAUGAAGCCAUUAAAUUGGGUCUGACAGCCAUCCAAACUCAGAACCCAGGUUUCUACUAUCAGCAAGCUGCAUGCUAUAGCCAGGACAGAAAGCAACUAGCUCAUCAGCUCUGUCAGACUGGAGUGAGCUAUCCUACAACCGACCCCUUGAGUGGGACCCUGGACUUCUAUGGUCAAAGACCCUGGAGACAAGGCCACCAGAGUAUUGACCCCCCAGAUGCAGAGAAAGAAAAGACAGGGAUACUAGCUCUACAAAUCAAAGAGAAAGGUGUACCUCACUCGGAACUGAUAAUAGCUCUUCUUAGCAAUGCUGUGGCCCAGUUUAAGAAGUACAAGUGUCCUCGGAUGAAGAGCCAUCUGAUGGUUCAGAUGGGAGAGGAGUACUAUCAUGCAAAAGACUACACCAAAGCCCUUAAGUUGUUGGACUAUGUCAUGUGUGACUAUCGCACUGAGAAGUGGUGGGGUUUGUUGACAGCCAUCCUCACAACAGCUCUGAGAUGUGCUUAUCUCAUGGCCAGUGUUAAAGACUACAUCAUCUACUGCUUGGAACUGCUGGGCAGAGCAUCCACUUUGAAGGAAGAUCAGAAAUUAAGGAUUGAGAAAAACCUUACCAAAGUUUUAAUGAAUGAGGUUCCAGAUGCAGAGCUGGAGUGUGACCCUUCUUCUGCCAGUGCAGCUAAAUCACUGUGGAGCGACCGCAUGGCUCUGGCUGGAGCUAAUGAGUUCACAAUCGAAGUGCAAGACUACAUUCCAUUCAUCCAGUGUAAAGCCAAGUUCCAGUCCCCCAGUUUUCAUGUCGACCAACCCAUCCAGUUACAGGUGUUCCUCAGAGCCGAUGGUCCCAAUCCUGUGUCCUUCAGCAAGUUGGCUGUCAGUCUUAGCAACCAGGAGUACAACCAGUGGUGUGUUGUAGAGUCUUCAGGUGAAAAUACUAUGAGCCUUACACCAGGCAAAACAAAAUGCUAUAACUUUAACUUUGUUGCUAAAACUGAAGAUGUUGGCAAAAAGAUUGAGAUGAAUGGUGUAGAGUUGUUGCUGGGCAGCGACAGAGGCCGUUGUGUUUUUCUGACCUGGAGAGGAGCAGGUGGAGACAUUGCUUCAACACAUGAAGCUUUGCAGGCCAGUCGGUCAUCACGUCGAUGGGGGCGGAGUCUUGAAAUGAAUCAAGAACAGGAAUGGGACACUAUUACUAUUCAGCAUAGUACAAUGAUAAUUUCUAGAGUUCCCAAAAUCUCGGUACAGCUCAGCCACCAGCCUCCAGUGCUCAAUAAUGAAAUGUACAGCCUCAAUGUCACUAUUCGGUCACAAGAAGAAGGCAUGGCCAAAGAUGUUAAACUAACUGCUGGCCUAAAACCAGGCCAGGAUGCCAACCUUAGUCAGACCACACAUGUUGCUCUUGAGGGUACAACGAUUUGUGAUGACACUGCACCAGCAUUGAUUCCUGACAUACCUUUAGGAGACUUGAAUCCAGAUGAGAAGGUGAACUGUAAACAA